CUUGAGUAGUAUUGAAUUGAAAGAAAUGAUAUUUUUUAAGAAAACAAUUACAAUUGUUUAUUACUUACAAUUACAAUUGUUUAUGAAUGAUUUCGUAAUGUUACGUAUUAUAAUUUGAAUAACAUAUUUUCAUACCAAGAAAGACGACACCAGCACCACACUGAUGAUCAAUACUAGUCUUUGCAAAUAAAUUGAAUAACCCGUUGAUUCAGUUGUUUGAACUAUCAAUUUGUGAGCAUUAACCAAAUAAACAAAAUCUCUUUACUUAUAAAUACUGACACAACAUUGAUGAAUCUCCAGUCGACCAGAAUAUGACACAGAAAUUGGAGAGUGUUGGACAAAGUUAGCACAAUUUUAACAGAAUAACUAAAUUAGAAAAAAAUACUAUAUAUUGUUCUAUUCUCUACUACUACCAACCGAAUUUCACAAAAAUGAGCAAGAUUCCGCUGAUCCCUAAUGAGACAAUCUACUUCCAAAAUCAGCGCCCAACCGGUCAACGAAGAUCUCACAACCCUCACCGCAGUUCCGAUGGCAGCCUGACGUCUCACAAGUUUUCCUGGCUACUCCGCCAUUCGGUCGCCGUAGCCCAACACAUGGACCCGGAUGGGUUUGUCGGGUUUGACGUACUGCUGAGUCAGCUUAAAAAACCGGGCUGCAGCGCAACCAAAGAGCGAAUGCUCGAGUUUGUGGCCACAGAUCAAAAAGGUCGAUUCGAAGCUCGUGGAGAGGAAGUUCGGGCCGUAAAUGGACACAGUGUGCACUUUUGUGAUAACUAUGAGGUGGUUAAGGAUCCGCCGGAGUUCCUGUAUCAUGCCACCAACAAUCAUGCGGUUCCACUGAUAAUGGGUGGUGCGUUAAAGCGGAUGGACCGGCAUUAUAUCCACAUGCACGGGACUCCUCCGCCGAAAACCUCCGUGCGGUAUCGAAUAUUGAGAAUCAGACCUCCCAGAGGACACGUGUUUUAUAAAACUAAAAAUGGGUACUUUUUGUGCCGGGAGGAUAUACCGGCAGAGUUUAUUGUAGUGUUGAACUAAGCUAUAGAAGAUGAUGUUUAUGCUUCUUGGGGAUGUUUGUUGAAUUUGUUUUCUAGUCAAAUCUUUUUAGUUAUAAAUCAGUCUUCAACUGACUAAUAAAGCAAUGACGAAUAAUAAAAACAAAAUUACAUCUUAAAAUCCAUUGUAUCAUCUCGAUCAAGAUUGUAAAAUAAUAUUUUGGCCGUAACAAUCCUCCUGACGCAAAACAAUGUUUGUUUGUUUUACAAAAACAUUCAAAUCUUGAGAAUGUAUCAAUCAAAAAAUUAUUUUCUUUGUGUUGUUUGUAGAAGCAUUUUACAUAUCAUGAUUAUAUUUUCAUUUCAAUUUACUAUUUCUUGACCCUGAUUGAUCAUUGACAGUCAUUGACCCAAGAGUUAAGGUGGUAGAUGGUGUCUUUCCCUUUUGUGGCAAUGACUGUCAAUGAUGGUUCUGAAUUUAGGGUCCAGAAAAUGUAAAUUGAAAUGAAAAAAUAAUCACUACAUGUAAAAUACUUCUACAAACAAACAACACAAAGAAAACCAUUUUUUGGUUGAAACAUUCUAAAUCAAGAUUUGAUUGUUUAUCUAAAACAAACAUGGCCGCCAAAUGGCCGAUCGGGAAUGAUGCCUUUCAGAGCCUUAAAUACACCUUCUACGACCUUAGACUGCCUGCAGCGCGAAGUUUUAUAAUUGUUUCAAAUUGCGAGCAGUUUUAAAUUUUUAGAACUGGCGGAAAUGAAACUAGAACACGAUGCUCGCAACGCGCUGAUCUAAAUGUUGUUUCAAAAAAAUGCUUUUAAUUGUGUGCGUAUGAUUAUCAACGCAGCAUCAUAGUGUGUG
Culex pipiens pallens (northern house mosquito) is the source of this 1852-nucleotide messenger RNA. RefSeq names its product probable RNA 2'-phosphotransferase. The coding region runs from base 432 to 1034 and encodes 200 amino acids. Gene Ontology annotation, biological process: tRNA splicing, via endonucleolytic cleavage and ligation. NCBI's taxonomy places the organism in Eukaryota, Metazoa, Arthropoda, Insecta, Diptera, Culicidae. The transcript is spliced from 2 exons. The record is from RefSeq and is a predicted model, not a curated record. Gene Ontology annotation, molecular function: tRNA 2'-phosphotransferase activity.